AUCUGGGAACAGGAAGAAGCCUUGUUUACAUGACACAUAUCCUGACCCGCAGGCAGCGCUAGCAAACAGUAGCUUAGAGAAGUGAAAUGAUUGUUUGAGAUUUGAAAUAUCAUUUGAGUGAAUCCGUGCAAAUGGCGUCAGCAAAUGAUCCAUUUCAAUUUCAGGAAUUUGAUGAGGCUGGCAGCCUGUUAGAAGCCAACAGAGAUGCAACAACCAUCAGCAUUGAGGUUGAACCUGUCAAACCUGAGAAACAGAGAAAAGCUGCUGGUUUAAAUCCUGCUGAUGAGGAUGAUGAAUUUGACAAUGAUGACAAGACAGAGCUCCUAUCUGGGCAACAGAAAAGUGUCCCUUUCUGGACGUUUGAGUACUACCAAAGAUUUUUUGACAUCGAAACCCAUCAUGUGAAGGAAAGAAUUAUUGGAUCAAUGCUGCCAUGGCCUGGAAAGAACUUCAUUCAGCUCUACCUUCGUAGAAACCCUGAUCUUUAUGGACCCAUCUGGAUUUGCACCACUCUUGUGUUUGCCAUUGCCAUCAGUGGAAAUAUAUCCAACUUUCUGGUGCACUUAGGCAAACCAAACUACAGGUAUACCCCAGAGUUUCGAAAAGUGACAAUUGCUGCAACAGCGAUCUUCAGCUACGCUUGGUUGGUGCCUCUUGCCCUCUGGGGUUUUCUACUAUGGAGAAACAACAAGAUCAUGAACUUGGUGUCUUACUCCUUCAUGGAGAUAUUCUGUGUGUACGGUUACUCACUGUCUAUUUACAUACCUGCAGUGGUGCUAUGGAUCCUCCCAUUUGAAUGGCUGAGGUGGUGCUCCAUCGGGGUAGCUUUGUGCCUCUCUGGCUCAGUGCUGGUGAUGACGCUCUGGCCUGCAGUAAGGGAUGACCACCCCAAAUUUAUUGUCGCAAUAAUGUCUGCUGUUGUGAUGAUGAACAUCCUGCUCGCUGUUGGUUGUAAGGCCUAUUUCUUCAGCAAACCGGAACCAGUACAACCUCUUGACAGCCCCGUCGCAGCAGUGGCGACCAAUUCAACAUGAAAACCUUUCAUUGUGUUAAGAGGGAAUCGGGUUGCUGGGGUGAUGAAGUCAUGGGUCGUCUGGAUUUCACCUACACUUGGACAUUCUGGCUCAACACCCAAAAACCCAGUGUGUGUACCUGGUUCAACUGCGUGACCUCUGAAAAUGAACACUUCUACCACGUAUGUUAUUUCUAAUGGGAUGGGUUUUAAAUUUCCUUGAAGAUUAAUGGUGUAUUGGGUUACACUUCACACAUGAUGAAGUUUUAAGGAUGAAAUAUUUUCAAUAAACCAGUAUGUGCAGUAAUGUCCAUGGUAUCUUAGCAAUGCACUUUCUACUUUGGGAACAGUUGGUAUGUGUCUGUACAGGAUUUUCUUGUAUGAACUAUUAUAGGUGUUGGUAAGAUUUUCAGUGGUCAGACUUGUCAUGUAGAGUUUUUUUCUUUCUGUUACUGACAAAACCAUGUGUGCCCUUAACUAAUACCAAAGACCCAAGUAAUUUACAACAUGUGUAACUAUAUUUUUUAAUUUUUUUAUUGUGACGGUUAGGUUAUGAUCUAUUAUAUGGAAAUAAACUUUCAUUGCAAAUAAUAUAAAAUAA
Solea solea (common sole) is the source of this 1613-nucleotide messenger RNA. It is a transcript of the gene yipf1, whose product is annotated as Yip1 domain family, member 1. The record is from RefSeq and is a predicted model, not a curated record. Lineage: Eukaryota; Metazoa; Chordata; Actinopteri; Pleuronectiformes; Soleidae. Gene Ontology annotation, molecular function: small GTPase binding. Bases 132 to 1034 code for a protein of 300 amino acids. Gene Ontology annotation, biological process: vesicle-mediated transport. The transcript has 10 exons. Gene Ontology annotation, cellular component: Golgi apparatus; membrane.